Molecule: messenger RNA, 1596 nt
Organism: Rotaria sordida
Lineage: Eukaryota; Metazoa; Rotifera; Eurotatoria; Philodinida; Philodinidae
Source: the annotation of a GenBank genome assembly
AUGGAUGAAUCUGUUUUAUAUCGUUUAAAAAAUUUAAAUGAUCACAAUAUAAUAUUAGUAUACAAAAAUCAAUUCAAGAUUGGUCGUGCUACAACAAAUGAUUUAGCUAUUGCAAAUAAUCAAUUCAUAUCAUCAUCUCAUUGUAUAAUUGAAUUUGAUAAUGGACAUGUUUAUAUACGUGAUACAAGUUCAAAUGGAACAUUAAUUAAUCGAUCAAAAAAAAUUAAUAAAAAUCAUUCUCCUAUUGAACUUCAUUCAGGUGAUAUUGUUCAUCUUGUAUUUCGUAAAGAUGAACCUCAAUCAAAUGUUAUUUUUCAAUUGGAUUUACCACUUGUAACCAAAUCAACGAAUCAAACUGAACAAAAUUUGAAAAGAAAACGUUCUGAUACUACAUCAAUUACAUCUACAUCACGAAAUGAAACGAAAGAAAAUGUUGAUUCAUCGAAUUUAAUCAAUAUAAGUACAGAUAUUGAAAUGAAACGAAUUAAAACAAAUGAUGAAUUAAUUAUAAAAGCUGGUAAUGAUAUGGAAGAUAUACUUACAUGUGUCUGUUGUCAAGAUAUUAUGUCAAAUCCAAUUUGUCUUGAACCUUGUUUACAUGCUUUUUGUUAUGAUUGUUAUACUUCAUGGGAAGCUAUCCAACGUACUUGUCCAAAAUGUCGUGUAAAAGUCAUUGAUAAAAAAAAGAAUGUGGUUAUUAAUGGUAUAUUGGAAGCUUUUCUCAAAGCAUAUCCACAUAAACGACCGGUAUUAAAAGCUAUUGAUAAUACAAAAUGUAAAAUGAACACGGCAACUAAUGCAAAAAUUGAAGGCGAUCGCAAUGCAAUCUAUUUUAAUAAUAAUCAAUAUAAUGAUGAAAUGGAUAAUGAUCCUAUUGAUAAUGAUGAUGAUGAAGAUGAUGAUGAUGAUAAUACUGUCCUUGUAAUGGCAGCUCCUGUUUCUAAUGUUCGAUUUAUAUGUCGUCAAUGUCCAACACGUGGCUUCAAUCGUACUAAGAAUAUAAAUCUUGUUUCGACUGAAUUUCAAUGUCGUCCUAAUCAAAAUCAUAUUCUUUGUCAAUGUUGUGUACAACCAAUGCCUGAUAGACAAGAUGAACCAAAUAUUCAUCAAAGUUGUGAAAUAUGUCAUCAAUACUUUUGCAAUAUGUAUUCUCAACAAUGUCAACGACAAGAUUGUCUUGGUUGUUUAAAUCAGUUGCAAAAUUUUAAUUUUGCUCCUCGUCAUCUUACUAAUCUUGUUAAUGAUAAUCCUAUUGAAUCACAAAUUGUUCAAAGUUAUCUUAUAAAUCAUCAUGCAACAAUGCGUGAAUUACUUGUCGAAUGUUGUCGACGUCUUGAUCGAAGAGAAUUUACUUAUAUUGGCAUUGAUCGAAAUCUUGCUGUUUCAUCAACCAAAAUUGUUUGUUAUAAAUGUGGUUUAAAGAUAUUUAAAGAACUAGUUUAUCAAUUUCGUGUAUCUAUGAAACAAAAUGAUAUAUUACCAAUAGCAUUGCGUAAUCGUGAAAAUUGUUAUUAUGGUAAACAAUGUCGUACACAAUAUACGAAACCAGCUCAUGCACAAAAAUAUAAUCAUGCUUGUGAACAAAUUAAAUUUUAA